Molecule: messenger RNA, 3003 nt
Organism: Python bivittatus (Burmese python)
Lineage: Eukaryota; Metazoa; Chordata; Lepidosauria; Squamata; Pythonidae
Product: 3',5'-cyclic-AMP phosphodiesterase 4B
Biological process (GO): signal transduction
Molecular function (GO): 3',5'-cyclic-nucleotide phosphodiesterase activity
Source: RefSeq, a predicted model, not a curated record
CAAAGAAGGGGAGUUUGGCACCAACCCACAUGGCCAGCUCUUUCUGCCUUUGACUGUUCUAGGCUGCUGCUGCUGCUGCUGCUGCUGCUGCUGCUGCUGCUGCUGCUGCUGCUGCUGGGACAUUUGUAACUCUCUUGUGCAGGACGACUGGAUCUCUCUAUUUUUGGGGAACUUCUUUUCAUUCACUCAGGGAGACGAAGGCUGAGGCAGCCCUGCAUUGCUGAACAAAGCAAAUUUUUCCUUUGAGAGGCUGGAGGAGGAAGGAACAUGUGAGGCAACCUGGAUUCAGAAGACAACAAAGAAGAAAACUCUGCCGUCAGAGGCUCAAAAGCCUACAGUUGUGGUCGUGGCUUCUUGUUCCCCUCCCCCAGCUGUGAAGUGGGGGGGAAAAUCACUGCAUCCAUCAGAGUGGCUGCAAUGCUCCCUCUUGUCAUUGCUGCUCCAAGCUGACUGUGGCUCUCAAAAGAGCUGGAAAGGAGAAGUGUGGUUCCUCCCCAGAGUCUCCUGUCCAUCAAGACAAACAGGAAGGGCAAGGGAACUCCGCAACGGGGCUGACCUAUGCCGAUGCUCCAGCUGGGCUCCAAAGCAACCAGCAGCAUUUCCAUUCUGUCCUUUUCUGAUCUGACUACAUGAUGACCCAUAGUUGGGGACCCUCCUGUGACUGGCCUGUCUGAGAGGCCAGCCCUGUGACCUGCUGAAACUUUACCCCAAAGACUGGGCUGGGCUAUGGCUGUGGAGAAAAGCCAGAAUCUGCCCAGUAUUCCCGAGGGAGACGUCACAGAGGAUGAUGAGACUUUUCUGCCCAACAAUUCCAGCAACUCCAGUGGAGCCCAGGUCCCUGAUAAACAGGAUCUCUCCUGUAGGUCACCCAACUCAUCCGUCUUCCUUACGGCCCAGUCUCCUACCUACCUCGUGAAACUAAAGCUCAACAGAGGCAUCCGGGAGUUUCAUCGGAGACUGAAAGGUGUAGCAGGCUUUGAGGUGGAGAAUGGCCCAUCUCCAGGUCGCAGCCCCCUGGACUCCCAGGCCAGCCCUGGACUGGUGCUUCACCCCAGCUUUCCGCAGAGCCAGAGGCGCGAGUCUUUCCUGUACCGUUCAGACAGUGACUAUGACAUGUCGCCAAAGACCAUGUCACGCAACUCCUCCAUUGCCAGUGAAGCGCAUGCUGAAGACUUAAUAGUGACACCAUUUGCCCAGGUCCUGGCAAGCUUGAGGAGCGUACGUAAUAAUUUCUCCAUCCUGGCAAACGUUCCUACACCAACAUCCAAUAAGAGAUCUCCCAUCGGCAGCCAGCCAGCUGUUUGCAAAGCCACACUCUCAGAAGAGACUUACCAGCAACUAGCCAGAGAGACCUUGGAAGAGCUAGACUGGUGUCUUGACCAGUUAGAGACCAUUCAGACCUAUCGCUCUGUCAGUGAGAUGGCAUCUAACAAGUUCAAAAGAAUGCUGAACCGUGAAUUAACCCACCUCUCUGAAAUGAGCCGUUCUGGAAACCAGGUGUCUGAGUACAUUUCCAACACCUUUUUAGACAAGCAGAACGAUGUGGAGAUCCCAUCCCCAACACAGAAAGACCGGGAGAAGAAGAAGCGGCAGCAACCCAUGUGCCAGAUCAGUGGGGUCAAGAAACUCAUGCACAGUUCCAGCCUGACCAAUUCCAGCAUUCCCCGCUUUGGGGUGAAAACAGACCAGGAAGAGUUGCUCAGUAAGGAACUGGAAUACCUAAACAAAUGGGGCCUUAACAUUUUCCGGGUUGCUGACUACUCCAACAAUCGGUCGCUCAGCUGCAUCAUGUAUACAAUAUUCCAGGAAAGAGACUUGCUGAAAACUUUUAAGAUCCCUGUGGACACAUUAGUCACUUACAUCAUGACGCUAGAAGACCACUACCAUGCUGACGUGGCCUACCACAACAGCCUCCAUGCUGCUGAUGUCACCCAGUCCACACAUGUCCUCCUGUCUACGCCAGCCUUGGAUGCUGUCUUCACUGACCUGGAGAUCUUGGCUGCAAUCUUUGCUGCUGCCAUUCAUGAUGUGGACCAUCCUGGUGUCUCCAACCAAUUCCUGAUCAACACCAAUUCAGAGCUGGCCCUGAUGUACAAUGAUGAGUCUGUUCUGGAGAACCAUCACCUAGCUGUGGGUUUCAAGCUGUUGCAGGAAGAGAACUGUGACAUUUUCCAAAACCUGAGCAAGCGACAGCGACAGACCUUGCGCAAGAUGGUCAUUGACAUGGUCUUGGCCACCGACAUGUCCAAACACAUGAGUCUCUUGGCUGAUCUGAAAACAAUGGUGGAGACCAAAAAAGUGACCAGCUCAGGGGUGCUUUUGCUGGAUAAUUACACUGACAGAAUACAGGUCCUACGGAACAUGGUUCACUGUGCAGACUUGAGCAACCCCACAAAGCCUUUGGAAUUGUAUCGGCAGUGGACAGACCGGAUCAUGGAGGAGUUCUUCAGGCAGGGUGACAAAGAACGGGAGCGAGGCAUGGAGAUCAGCCCUAUGUGUGACAAGCACACAGCCUCUGUAGAGAAGUCACAGGUGGGAUUCAUUGACUAUAUUGUGCACCCGUUGUGGGAGACGUGGGCAGACCUUGUCCACCCUGAUGCACAAGACAUUUUGGACACCCUUGAGGACAACAGGGACUGGUACCACAGCAUGAUCCCCCAAAGUCCCUCCCCACCUCCGGACGAUGCUGAGAAGGAUGAAGAGGCCUGUCUGGAAAAAUUCCAGUUUGAAUUGACCCUGGAGGAGGAAGGGGAGGACUCAGAACCAUCCGAGAAGGACCGCAGCAGUCCUGGAGAUGAGGAUAACAGCUACUACACAGCCACAGAAGACCAACACCAGUCCCAGGACGGGCAAGACAGACAAACGGACAGUACAGCAGUUGGCACAUCUCUUGGCACAUCAUGACUGUGGGAAGGGACAACUGAAGAAAGCAAACGCACCUACAGACACACACACGGAAGUUUUCAUGAGGGAGGGGUGGGGAUAAAAAAUGGAAAAAACUCA